This is a messenger RNA of Poecilia latipinna (sailfin molly), 2166 nucleotides long. RefSeq names its product BRCA1-associated RING domain protein 1-like. The coding region runs from base 153 to 2144 and encodes 663 amino acids. The transcript is spliced from 9 exons. Gene Ontology annotation, biological process: protein K6-linked ubiquitination. Gene Ontology annotation, molecular function: protein binding; ubiquitin-protein transferase activity. Gene Ontology annotation, cellular component: BRCA1-A complex; BRCA1-BARD1 complex. NCBI's taxonomy places the organism in Eukaryota, Metazoa, Chordata, Actinopteri, Cyprinodontiformes, Poeciliidae. The record is from RefSeq and is a predicted model, not a curated record.
ACCCUUAAGUCACUUCCGUAAAUAAUUGGCGGGAGAUGUAAAGAACCAGGAAGUAGUUUGUUGUUUUGUGGCUUGCUUUUUUAGAGGCAGGAUUGGAGCAAACGAGUUCGACAACAAAUCGGUAAUAGAAAUAUUCUCUUUUGUAAAAAAGCAUGGAUAAUACCACAUCGCUACAAACAGAUGACUGGAAGAACACUAAAGAGGCGGUUGCAAACUUCCGUCGACUGUUGCUUUGCUCCAAAUGCUCAAAUGUGAUGGAAGAGCCGGUGUGUCUGGGGAUGUGCGAGCAUAUGCUGUGCAGGUCGUGUGCUGGCCCCCGGGCAGGAGUCGGCUGCGCCGUGUGUCUCAGCCCUGCGUGGGUGAAGGACAUCCAAAUCAACAGGCAGCUUAGCAGCAUCAUACAGCUCUUCAGUGACUUGGAGUCCCUGCUUAAUCCCACGGAACAAGCAGACUCCUCUGUUGCUGAGGUCAGUUCGCAGGCGGAGGCUGCAGUCCUAAAACACAAGAAGAACUUUAAGAUCUGGUUCAGUCCUCGCAGUCGAAAGGUGCGCUGCAAGGUCGAGAAGCCUUUAGAGGUCACUGCUCCAGACAGGAAGUCCUCUGAAGAACAGCCUGCUGCUCAGUCCAAAGUCCCCACAGCUCAGUGCCGGGACCUUUCAGUGUUUAAUUUCACUUCGUCCUCCCAAGACUCUUCGUCUUCACAAAAUGAAAGUAAUGUAAACAGUAAAGGAAAGAAAAGAACUAAGAAAACUGCUACUACAAGGCAGGUUCAAGGGCACACCAGUACCACACGUAGACAGACUAAAGAGAAUUUGAAAAAGAAGAGGCUGGAGGCCAUAAACCAGCAGUGGGGAAUUACAGACCAACAAAAUCCCUCAUCUGGACCAGAGCCAUCCUGUGCUGAUGGAGCAAGAGGGUCCCGUAAAAGGGUUUCUUUCUUAAGCCCUUCUGUCUCGACUGACGGGGCCCAGACUGAAGCCUCGCAGGUCCGUGAACUCAGUUUGACCAACCGCACAACAAACGAAAGUCUCUCGGGAGGGGAGAUCAAUGUGCUGAGUCACCACAGCCAGCAUGGUCAGAGCACAUCCAGUCAGAUGUCGUCAACAAACAACCCAAAUCCAGAUGACGGUUCCAGAACAGACACAAACGCGUCUCCCCAGGAGAGUCUCUCCAAAAGAAGCAAAACAGUGGAGAGAAACUGCUCCCUGGAAACGACGCCAAAAAGACAGAGGGCUUCUUCGGGCCAAAGGAGAAAAUCACCUGGUGGAAAAGCCUCACCUUUCACUGAGCGUUUAACUUUAGCAAGCCCCCCAAGUGAAAAGAAAAAGAAACGCCCGAGAGAAGGUAAACAGCGUAGUCCGUCUGUUGCAGCCCUCAUGUCUUCAGACAGCCACAAUAAACCCGUGUGCAGUCCUCGGUCAGCUUCCGGCCGUUCAAGCCCUGGCAGCCCUGCAGUAAUGAAGAGGAACCACAGAGGAGAGACCCCUCUACAUCUUGCUGCAAUAAAGGGAGAUGUAGAUUCUGUCAAAGAACUUCUGGAUCAGGGAGCCGACCCCAACCUGAAAGAUAACGCCGGCUGGACACCACUGCAUGAGGCAUGUAAUCUGGGCCACCUGGGAGCUGUGAAGGUCUUGGUUGCGAGGGGAGCCCUGUUGAACACACCUGGCUAUGAAAAUGAUUCUCCACUCCAUGAUGCUGUGAGGAAUGGACAUGCAGCCAUUGUUAAGCUGCUGCUGCAGCUCGGUGCCUCACAGAACGUUCUUAAUCUACAUGGAAAGCGUCCUGCAGAUUACGCAGUGAGCCAGGAGAUGCUGGCGAUUUUCCAGGAAGCUGCAGAAGGAACCCAAUAUGCUAAUUCUCAUACAUCUCAUAGCCCCUCAGCCACUAUCUCCGCGUCGAGUGAGAGUGCGAGAAGGGAUCAGACUUUGAUGUUAUUGGCCAGCAAGCUAUCAUCGCCUGAGCAGCGUCAGCUAGUCAAACUGGGAGUGCUACUGGGAGGAAGGAUCGUUGAUACCUUUUCUGGCUCAGUGAGCCAUGUCGUCGUGCCAGAAGGACAAAUGCCCACCACCUACUCCACCCUCCUGGGUCUUCUUGCUGGCUGCUGGGUUGUCAAAUACAGCUGUAAGUAUGAAGUGAGCCGCUGACUGGAACAAUUCUCUGUGGACA